CUCUGUCGCCGCUGCUAGCUGGGAAGCAGAGCCCUGGUCUUUCUGACUCUGAGGUCACUGUCUGGGGCAGAAAUGGCUACGAGAAGCCCAAGAACACAAAAAGCCUUUGCCUUCUGGACCCUCGUGGGCAGGAGACAGACUCACGCUGCAGCAGGGAGCCGCCUGAAAGCGGAGUACGACGCAGUGGUGAUAGGAGCAGGACACAACGGGCUGGUGGCCGCGGCAUAUCUGCAGAGAUGGGGGGUGAAAACAGCUGUCUUUGAGAAACGCCACCUGAUUGGAGGGGCCGCUGUCACCGAGGAGAUCAUCCCAGGAUUCAAGUUUUCUCGUGCUUCCUACCUCCUCAGCCUGCUGAGGCCUCAGAUUUACAGAGACCUAGAACUGAAGAAACACGGGCUGCGGGUGCACCUUCGGAACCCCUACUCCUUCACUCCAAUGCUGGAAGAGAGAGUCACGGGGAAAGGCCCCAGGUCCCUUUUACUGGGCACGGACAUGGCCGAGAACCAGAAGCAGAUUGGCCGAUUCUCCCAGAGGGAUGCCCAGGCCUUCCCAGAAUAUGAGAAGUUCAUGCAUCGCUUGGCAUCCGCCAUUGAGCCACUGUUGGACGCCUCUCCGGUGGACCCGGCCGCCUUCAGUCGGGGCUCCCUCCUCCAGAGACUGCGGUCCCUCCGCCAUCUCAAACCCUUGCUGCAGGCAGGCUUCAUCCUAGGAUCCCAGCUUCCACAGUAUUACCAAGUCCUUACUGCCCCAAUUACCAAGGUGUUGGAUCACUGGUUUGAGUCCGAGCCCCUGAAAGCAACUCUGGCGACCGAUGCUGUGAUUGGAGCCAUGACAAGCCCCCACACUCCCGGUAGUGGGUAUGUGCUGCUGCACCAUGUGAUGGGAAGCCUGGAGGGGCAGAAGGGGGCCUGGGGAUAUGUAGAAGGAGGCAUGGGGGCCGUUUCUCAGGCCAUUGCCAACUCAGCUGCAGCCCGCGGAGCUGACAUCUUCACAGAAAAGCCGGUCGUCCAGGUGCAGGUGAGCGGGGCUGGGCGCGUGCGGGGAGUCCUGCUGCAAGAUGGCACUGAAGUGAGGAGCAAACUGGUCCUGUCCAACGCUUCGCCCCAGAUCACCUUCCUGAAGCUCACGGCACCGGAGCAGCUCCCAGAUGAGUUCAUCAAGAGGAUUUCUCAGUUUGAUUCCCAGUCACCUGUAACCAAGAUCAAUGUGGCCGUGAAUCGGCUGCCCGACUUCCUGGCUGCCCCCAAUUCCCCUGAUGGUCUGCCCCUGCCCCAUCACCAGUGCUCCAUCCACUUGAACUGCGAAGACACCCAGCUUCUCCACCAGGCCUUUGAGGAAGCCACCAAAGGGAUUCCUUCCUUCAGGCCUAUGAUCGAGCUCUGCAUCCCCUCAUCGCUGGACCCCACCUUGGCUCCUCGUGGCUGCCAUGUCAUUUCUCUCUUCACUCAGUACACCCCGUACACUCUGACGGAAGGGAAGACCUGGGACGAGCAAGAGAAGGACGCUUAUGCCGACAGAGUGUUUGACUGCAUCGAGGCCUACGCCCCGGGCUUCAAGGCGUCGGUGAUCGGCAGAGACAUCCUGACUCCACCUGAUUUGGAGAGGCUCUUCGGCCUACCUGGAGGGAAUAUUUUCCACGGAGCGAUGACGCUGGAUCAGCUCUACUUUGCCCGCCCGGCACCGUCGUACUCCGACUACCGCUCUCCGAUCCGGGGCUUGUAUCUCUGUGGCAGCGGGGCUCACCCUGGAGGCGGUGUGAUGGGAGCGGCCGGACACAACGCGGCUCAUGUGGCCUUGGAGGAUUUCAAGCGCGUGUGAUCCCAGAAUGCAGCAGCUGGAGCGAGCCGGCCCCGAGGUCAUUCCCACCUCCAAGUCAUCCUCCCAAAAGCCUCUCCUUCCCACUGCCAUUCCCAGGAAACCCACCGCCUCACCCUUCCGUCGCUCUUACAAGACACUUCGGCUCCUGAGAAAACGUCCAUCGGGUAUUGUCCCUCCCCAGACGGAUUUUACCCUUUAUUUACGGUGUUGUCCGUGUCCCUGUUGUAAGUCAACAUCAUCGUCGUCUUCAUCCAGAUGAUUUUCUGAGGGCCUACGGUCAGCAGAACACCAGACUGGGCACUUAAGGUCGGAGAGAAAUGAAAGGGAAGCCGUUCUGUCCUCAAGAAGCCACAGCUAGGGUGAAACGCAGGCAUUUAACGGUUCACCGUUACAGAUUCACACGUGGACGGAGUUUGAAUCCCGGAUCCGCCAUUUGUCUGCUAUGUGACCUCGGGCAAGCCGCUUCCCUUCUCUGUGCCUCAGUGACCUCAUCUGUAA
This is a messenger RNA of Ornithorhynchus anatinus (platypus), 2316 nucleotides long. It is a transcript of the gene PYROXD2, whose product is annotated as pyridine nucleotide-disulphide oxidoreductase domain 2. Gene Ontology annotation, molecular function: oxidoreductase activity. NCBI's taxonomy places the organism in Eukaryota, Metazoa, Chordata, Mammalia, Monotremata, Ornithorhynchidae. The transcript is spliced from 16 exons. The coding region runs from base 73 to 1818 and encodes 581 amino acids. The record is from RefSeq and is a predicted model, not a curated record.